Molecule: messenger RNA, 624 nt
Organism: Aspergillus alliaceus
Lineage: Eukaryota; Fungi; Ascomycota; Eurotiomycetes; Eurotiales; Aspergillaceae
Exons: 3
Coding region: 1-624 (207 amino acids)
Molecular function (GO): 2 iron, 2 sulfur cluster binding
Source: RefSeq, a predicted model, not a curated record
AUGACUGCUCCCGCAUCGCGCCGAGCUGUAAAAGCUUUCAGCAUCCCUAACACAAACACUGGGCCUCCGGUCAAAGCAGACAUUGAUCUACCACGACAGCUGAAGGACCAGGUGCUUGUGCUCAAAUACAAGGGGAAAAUCCAUGCCAUUGAUCAUCAAUGCCCACACUCGUCAUUCCCCCUUUCUCAGGGCAGCCUCUUUGAUAUUGAAGACUUCGCAGACUGUGGCAAUUACAAGCUGAAGGUUUGGGAGGUACCGCUGCGUGAUCCACCGGUAUUGACCGUCAACGGUUCUGAGAGCACCGAUAAGGAGUUAUGGGUGAGGCGGAAACAACAAACUGGAGAUGGUGGCGACUUCAUUGAUGCAAAAGUCUGUGCUUAUCAAUUGCAUAUAAGUAAUUCGACCAAGUUGAAAGAAUCCCUGGAGACCUGCGUCCUGUACCCCAUGUUGAGUCUGAAACCCGCGUAUCCAAUUGGCGAGAUAAUGGUGCUUUUUGUGAUGGAUAUCCGCCUGAUCUUUUCACCAUGGAUAGCGGUGAUACGGGUCCAUUGUGGAAAAGGCCGGCGGGUGCUCGCCCCUUUAGCAAACUGGCAGGUACAGUUGACCUCAAAACGCGUGUCUUGA